AUGCAUCACGUCGGGCUUCCAAAAGCCAGCGUGCAGCUCUUCGUGAUGGACGCGUUUACGAGCGACGCGCCGGCGUUUUGCCAGCCGUGCCAGCCAUCUGCGACGAGCGAGUCUCCUACGAGCACCCUCGACACGCUCAUCGAGCCCACGAUCUCUUCGCCAUUCAUGGCACUGCGUCUGGACGACGACCUGCGAAUCAUCGCCUCGCUACCUGCGAGCUGUGUGAGCAUCGAGAGCCUCUCUGACGACGACAUCUUCUACAUCCUCAAGAUUCUCAGCGCUUCUGCCGCGAUACUUCCGGCCGUGCUGUCGUGCACGCGCAUCCGAGCCGUGCACCAAGCGCACACCGGCCUCUGCGUUGAGUGCGUCGGCUGCGGCCACAGCUGCGCGCCCAAGCUUCGCACGUAUCUGACCGACCUCGCCGCCCGCAUGGAACUCCUCUCGUGGGCAAUGAGCAUCGGCUGCCCGUAUCCGCACGAGAUGUCGACCGAUAUCCUCUGCACCGCCGCCGCCGUUCACGGUGAUGUCCGCGUGCUGAGGUUUGCUCUCGAGGCCGGCUGCCCCGUGGAGCGGGCCGAGGGCUCGGACACGGACAUUCACUCGUACUACUCUGGACGCAGCGCGACGAUCCGCACCGCCGCCGCGAACGGGCACAACGAUUACGUCGUCGCCGCGAUCGAGUCGGGCUGCGAGUGGGGCAACAACCCGAUGUUCGACGCCGCCCGGCACGGUAAGCUCGAGACGAUGAAGCUGAUGCACGACAUGGGCUGCCCCAUCAACGAGCAUGUGAGCUACGCAGCUGCUCAGUACGCCGGCGUCGCAUCCGACCAGCAAGAGAAGCGAGCAGUCCUCGAGUGGCUCGCUGAGGUCGGCGCGCCGAUGGAGAAGGCGUGCGAGGGGGUGGCAGAGCGCUGCCUCAACUCUCACAACGACCCAAAGCGGGCCGGCCUGCAGGUCGAGGCGUUCAGAUUCGCAGCGAGCAAGGGCGGCGCACUCAACGCCGCCGCGACCGCUCGGCUGCUGCUCGAGACGGAGUCCCUCGACACGGCAGAGUUCGAGUGGAUCCGCAAGCAGGGCUGCGACCUUUCGGGGGUCGAUGCGAGCUCGGCCGGUGCCCUCUGGAACUUCCACGCCUACGAGGGUGGACUGCAGGAGAUCGAGCGCCUGUAUGCGAGCAAGCUGCCGUGGCACGAGUGGGCCUUGCCUGCCGCGAUCGACAGCCUCGACGACGAGCUUUCCGUCGUGAAGUGGAUGGUUGAGGAGGGCUGCCCUGUGAGCGGGCGGGCGAUGUACGCUGCGUGCUGCAUUGGAGGCAAGCGAGUGCUGCCCCUCCUCGAGUUUCUCGACGCCCAAGGUGCCCGCCGGCAGACCUGGGCCUCCUUCGUCAUCAACGAGGAGACCGAUGACUAUCCCGGCGACGAGCAUCGCGUGUGGGCCGUCUCCUACUGCGGCGACGCGGCGAUCGAUUCGGGCUGCAUCGAGACCUUUGAGUGGGUGAUCAAGCGCGCCCCGGGUGCCUGGCUGCCUGUGCGCGCGUACUCCGCGGCGGCACGGCUCGGCCACAAGAAGAUGCUCGAGUACCUUGUGGCAAAGCACCCUGCGUCGGGCUGGCAAGACGAGGAGGACGGGCUCGAGAGCUUUAGCACGCUCGGCUUCGUCAUGCAGUCGUCGAAUGGCCUGGGCGUUAAGCUCACGUUCGAGAUGCUCGAGCUGUGCGUGUCGCUCGGCUGCCCGGUGUCGCCGGCUGCGUUCCUCGCAGCGGCCCGUCUCGACGUGUUCGCCGAGUCGUUCCAGUACAUGCAGUGGCUCCUCGACAAGGGCUGCACGCUGACGCAUAAGAUCUGCUCGUCCGCGGCGGACGCGCCGGUGCAGUCGCUCCCUCGACAGCGCCUCGUCAAGGUUUACCACUUCAAGAACAAGGAGCUGCUGGAUGAGCUGUGCGGCGGCGACCGGCCCGGUGGCAUCGCCCAGUGGCCUCUGACUAAGGUGCAGUGGCUGCACUCGCGCGGUGUGCCCGUCGGCGCGGGAACGAUGAACGCGGCCGCGAAGCACGGCAACGUCGGACUGCUCGCGUGGGCUCUCGAGCAGGGCUGCAAGGUGUCCGAGAACUCGCUCGACCUUGCGGCCUACCACGGACAGAUCGAGGCGAUGGAGUGGCUUGUCGAGCACGACUGCCCGAUCGGCGCGAGGUGCACCUUGAAGGCCGCAGCGCAAGGGCGGCAGGCCGCGCUCUGCUGGCUGCUGGAGCGUGGGGCGCCCUUCGACAAGGCCAAGGCCAAGCGCGCUCUCCUCAAGGCCCAAGCCGCUAAUGCGCCGGGAAGCGACGAGCGAAACGCAAAGCUCUACCGCCGGGCGACCUCAGCUUUGGCGAACGAGACGCUCUGGCGCUAA
This is a messenger RNA of Emiliania huxleyi CCMP1516, 2391 nucleotides long. RefSeq lists its product as hypothetical. Bases 1 to 2391 code for a protein of 796 amino acids. Gene Ontology annotation, molecular function: protein binding. NCBI's taxonomy places the organism in Eukaryota, Haptophyta, Isochrysidales, Noelaerhabdaceae. The transcript is spliced from 2 exons. The record is from RefSeq and is a predicted model, not a curated record.